AUGUCAACUACAAAGUGUCGUAUUUGCAAUGAGCAGACUAACGAAGAAGAUGUUCAGGAACUAAGUUGCCACCAUACAUUCUGUAAUUUGUGCAUGACCGUAUACCAAGGACUACUGUGUCCAGUUCGUUUCUGUGAGGGUACUCGUUCCACUGACGUCAUUGUGGAUGAGAUGGAAGGCAAUAAUGGAUCACAGAUCUCGUUUGGAGCUGCCACGUCGACACUCUUCAAGAUUGAUAUGAGAGAGAAAUUGAAAUGCGAAGCCCGCAAAAAAGGACACGCCUGUGAGAAUAUUGCCAGAAUGGUACUCACGCAUUGUCGUCAUCGCCUGUGCUAUGAUUGUCUUCUGAAUCGUGUCAUGUUUUCGUUGGAGAACAAAUUCCCACCGAGAUGUGCCAUCAGUCGUUGUGCCAAUACGCUGUCAUGGUCAGAGAUCCAAGCAAUGGCAUGCCACACGAAUCAAUUUCAACGCAUCCAUGAACUGGCUCAAAAACAAUCGAUAAUGCUCAUUCUACCCUGUGAAAAACGUCCAAACGAAUCAGAACUUUUGAUUGAGUGUUAUUUGUAUACAAAUGAGAAUAACAUGAAAACGAUUGUCCUUCCAAAGCUAAUUGUAAUUGGAGAUGCAAUCACAGCGAUCGUUCAGCUAUUGAGAGUUUGCACAUCGAAACCAUUGUCGACAAUUGAUGUGUAUUUGAGGAAAAAUUGUGUGGAGAAACGGGGAAAAUACAAGUAUGAGAAGGUUCCGAAUGAUGGGAAAAUGACGAUUAAAGAUGUGGGAUGGGCUGAGAAACAGGGUGGAGGAGAGGUUUUGAAGUGA
Caenorhabditis briggsae is the source of this 819-nucleotide messenger RNA. The transcript has 6 exons. The record is from RefSeq and is a predicted model, not a curated record. The coding region runs from base 1 to 819 and encodes 272 amino acids. Lineage: Eukaryota; Metazoa; Nematoda; Chromadorea; Rhabditida; Rhabditidae.